Molecule: messenger RNA, 1323 nt
Organism: Diplodia corticola
Lineage: Eukaryota; Fungi; Ascomycota; Dothideomycetes; Botryosphaeriales; Botryosphaeriaceae
Product: cell division cycle protein 123
Exons: 2
Coding region: 1-1323 (440 amino acids)
Cellular component (GO): cytoplasm
Source: RefSeq, a predicted model, not a curated record
AUGGCCGAGCCUGAGCAGUCGUCCGCCUCGGAAGAUGCGCCGCUGACGCACCUUCCCUUUCCUCCUGUCACAAAGCAGCACGUCCUCAACUGUUCUUUCCACUCGUGGCAUCCCAGAUACCGCAAAAUCACGCCCAAGGCUCGUCUGAUACCGCUCUCGCGACCCUUCCUGAACUACCUGCGCGCCGACGGUAUUAUCUUGCCCCCCGACGAAGAAGCUUCCCAACGCGACUGGUCCGACGACGACAGCGGUAUCUUUUCCUCGACCGAAACCCCGGACGAGGAUGGCGACGGCGACGAGGAUCCCUCGAGAGAAUGGCCCGAGAUUCACAACGCCAUACGAGACAUCAUUGUAGAGCUUGGCGGGAAGGUGUGCCCCAAGCUAAACUGGUCGUCGCCAAAAGACGCAACAUGGAUCAACGCCACAAACACCAUGGACUGUCGGACACCAGGCGACAUAUACAUGAUGCUGAAGAGCUCCGACUUCAUCACUCAUGAUCUCGAGCAGGCCUUCGCCGACACCGAGGAUGCUCCUGCUGUCGAGGGGGAUCGGACGAUUGCAAGCGAGUCCGAGGUGCCGUACCACCUGGUCCUGCGCAAGUUCUUCAUGAUAAACCCCUCGGUCGAGUUCCGCUGCUUCGUAAGGAACCGACGGCUGCUCGCAAUCACACAGCGCGAUCCCAAUCACUAUGAGUUCCUGGGCCCGAUGGUUGACCAGCUGCGUAGGGUCAUCAAUGCCCUGUUCGAAGAUCAUCUGCGCGACGGCUUCCCCGAUCCAAACUUUGCGUUUGACGUCUACGUCCCGCCCAAGUAUGACAAGGCAUGGCUGAUAGACAUCAAUCCCUGGGCUCAGAGGACGGAUCCAUUGCUCUUCAGCUGGCUCGAGCUCCUUACCAUGGACGGACCUGAGCAUCUCGAAGAGACGAUGAGAAAGGAAAAGGAAGAGGAAGAGAGGGAGGGGUUUGUGCGACUGCAGCUGCGGCCAGCCAACUCUGAACCAUCAGCUGCACAGCCUGACCCUGCAUCGAUACCUGCUGAAGAUGAUGACGAUGAUGAUGAUGCGAAGACAGCGACCCCGGACUCGGAUGACGAGGCGGAUGAAGAAAUAUGGAUUCCCGAAUUGCGACUUGUCAAGAGAGAUGACCCAGAAGCCUAUUCGUUUGCUUCCCCGGCCUACAGCGCCCACAAGCUGCCUAAGGAUGUUGUCGAUGCUAGCAACGCCGGCGAAGGCGGGAUGCGCGAGUUCGCGGAGAAGUGGAAGGAAAUCCUUGCCAGGGAGCAAGAGGCAGAUAGAAAUUACUCAAGCUCAGAGGAUGGCGCGUAG